AUGUCCAAGAAAAUUGAGCGAUGGGAAAUUGAGCGAUACUGGGAAAUCUUCUCGUCGCUGGCCAACGGACAGCCGCGCCUCAACAACUCGCAAGCGGCAAGCGUUCUCCGCAACAGUCGGCUGCGUGAUGAGCAACUUGAACGGGUGUGGGAUCUGGCCGACGUCGAUGGCGAUGGGGAAUUGGAUUUUGAGGAGUUUUGUGUUGCGAUGCGGUUGAUUUUUGAUCUUGUUAAUGGGGAAUACCAAGAAGUCCCCCAAGCGCUUCCAGAGUGGCUAAUCCCGGAAUCCAAAGCCCAUCUGGUGCAGGCCAGUGCGGCGCUGACAGGCCGUCAAGAGCAAUUCGAGCGGAUAGAAGACGAAGACGAUACGCCGGGACUCAAGGAUGGUUUCGAGUGGUACAUGAGUCCCAACGACAAGGCCAAAUACGAGGAGAUUUUCAGCGCAAAUAAGAACCACCGCGGCGAUGUGACAUUCGAAUCAUUACAACCCCUCUACGACUCGCUAGACGUGCCCGACACCGACGUGCGCUCAGCCUGGAAUCUCGUGAACCCAUCCGCCGGCGCUGCCAUCAACAAAGACGCUACUCUCGCUUUCCUCCACAUCCUCAACUUCCGCCACGAAGGCUACCGUAUUCCGCGCACCGUACCGCCGUCGCUGCGCGCCUCGUUUGAGUCGAAUAAGAUUGACUACCAAGUCGAUAACGCGCGCAGCCGCCCAGCCCAGAGAUGGGGCGCCGAUGGCGACACCGAGACUGCCACGGGCCGCAAAGCUAAGUUUGGCGAUACCUAUCUCGGUCGUCUGGGCGUCAAGUCGAGCUACCGCCCGCAGGGGACGGAUUUCAGUACUACGAUUCAAGAUGAAGAAUGGGAAAAAGUCCGUUUGCGUCGUGAAUUGGCUGAGCUACAGGGUAAACUUGAAGCUGCAAAUCGGGCGUCGGACGAAAGACGUGACGGAGGCAAUAGGUCGCGAGAGGACGGACGGCCGAAUUGGACGCUUAUCAAGAAAGAAGCUCUCCAGCUGCUGGAGUACAAAGAGCGCGAGCUACGCGAAAUGAGAGAAGGCACUGGUCGCACGAAAGAUGGCCAGGAUCUGGACCGGUUGCGUGAGGAUAUCAAGACGGUGGCCGACCAGGUCGAUGGGCUGAGGAGUCACCUAGACAAACGGAAUGAAGUUCUAGCUGAUUUACGGCGGCAAGUUGAAGAUGAAAAGGCCAGUCGAUAG
Talaromyces rugulosus is the source of this 1221-nucleotide messenger RNA. RefSeq lists its product as uncharacterized. Gene Ontology annotation, cellular component: plasma membrane; cytoplasm; actin cortical patch. Bases 1 to 1221 code for a protein of 406 amino acids. Gene Ontology annotation, molecular function: protein binding; calcium ion binding. Lineage: Eukaryota; Fungi; Ascomycota; Eurotiomycetes; Eurotiales; Trichocomaceae. Gene Ontology annotation, biological process: endocytosis; endosomal transport; actin filament organization. The record is from RefSeq and is a predicted model, not a curated record. The transcript has 3 exons.